AUGUCUGUAUAUAAACGAUUUUACACGAGUUUUAUUUUCAUUUUUGCGCUUUUAAUACCAUCAUUCAUUCCACAACAUUAUGUCGUUGCUGCUGACAAUUUACCAAUUGGACAAUGUGUUGUAAAUUAUGAUGCAAAUACUGAUUAUUUCCCAACUAAAGUUACUGUUGAGUUUGCCCAAUUUUUUAGUAUUCAAUACUUUAAUAAUUAUAAAUUGUUGACUAAUACGCAAUCCAAAGAAACUUUUGCUCUUUAUCAAUGUGGAACACCUGCUCCAACUACUUUACCGACUGGAACCAAAGUAUUUUCAAUAGCUGCUAAUAAAAUAGCUGCUUUGGACACUUCUAGUGUUUCUUUUCUUGAGGUUCUUGGACUUAGAUCCAAUAUAGUUGCAUUAGAUUCAUCUGAAAUGGUUUCAUCCCCAUGUAUUCAAUCGUUGAAGGAGAAAGGUAGUAUUACUGAACUUUCUGAUGAUGAAGCGUUACAUGAACAACAACUUGAAGUAGUUGAUGUAGCAUUUGGCUCACUUGAAUCUAAACCUAAUAGUUUGAAAUCUGUGAGCACAUAUCCAAUAUCAGAUCCAGGAACACUUAAUCGUGUUGAAUGGCUGAAAUUCUAUUCAGUUUUCUUUAAUUUGGAAAAAAAAUCCAACGAUAUUGUUACUCAGAUUAGUGACAACUACAAUUGUUAUAAAAAAAUGGCAGCUGAUCAUUCAUUAAAAGAGAAACCAUUGCUAGCUUGGAUUUCUUAUGUUGCUCCAGAUUCAUUCAACAAUAAUACUCCAACCUGGAAUAUUGCUGAUGCAAUUUACAAGAAACAAUUAACCGAAGAUGCUGGAGGUGUCUAUUUUAAUGCAACAACUCUUGUCUAUAGUGACACAACAAGUUUUCUUCAAGCAAUUGCAAAUGUUGAUAUUGUGAUUGAUGAGACAUUUAUCGGAUCAACGAUUGCAGAUUUCUUCAAGAAUUACAAUCUGUCCGCUGAUCAGACCACUUACAAGUUUAUCAAGAAUAAGGCUGUUUAUCGUGAAGAUGGGAUUAUUAAUCCGAUUGAUGGACGUGAUUGGUUUGAGGAUGCUAUUGUUAUGGGCGAUGCAGUUUUGGAGGAUAUGAUCAAUGUGGUGAAUCCAUCAUUGCCAAGUACUUCCUAUAAAAGAAAUUGGUUUAGAAAUGUUGCAAAUGACGAACCAAUCAAAGUUUCUUCAUCUGCUAAUUGUACUGAUGUUCAAGCUAAUAGCAUUGUUGUGAGUAUUAAUUGGUUUAUUUUAUGGGAGUUAAUUAACUAA
Messenger RNA from Entrophospora candida, 1284 nucleotides. NCBI's taxonomy places the organism in Eukaryota, Fungi, Glomeromycota, Glomeromycetes, Entrophosporales, Entrophosporaceae. The record is from the annotation of a GenBank genome assembly.